Molecule: messenger RNA, 3456 nt
Organism: Lodderomyces elongisporus
Lineage: Eukaryota; Fungi; Ascomycota; Pichiomycetes; Serinales; Debaryomycetaceae
Gene: CPA2
Product: carbamoyl-phosphate synthase (glutamine-hydrolyzing)
Exons: 1
Coding region: 1-3456 (1151 amino acids)
Biological process (GO): L-glutamine metabolic process
Cellular component (GO): cytoplasm
Molecular function (GO): metal ion binding; carbamoyl-phosphate synthase (glutamine-hydrolyzing) activity; ATP binding
Source: RefSeq, a predicted model, not a curated record
AUGUUGUUGAAGAAUUUCCGUAUUCUUUCGCAGCAGUUGAAACAUGCUCGAAAUAGCACACUGUGUAUUGUGCUGUCCGUUGCAAAAUCAUCAUUUUCAACAAGCACCAAGAAACUACAGGAAGAAUUGAAAUACGCUGGAAAUGACUUGCUCAAAAAGUUUACCGACGAACAUGCACACAAACUAGUUGACGUGUCAAAAGUCCUUGUCAUUGGUUCUGGUGGUUUAUCCAUUGGUCAAGCAGGUGAGUUUGAUUAUUCGGGUUCACAAGCCAUUAAAGCAUUGAAAGAAGCUAAUAAACAAUCUAUAUUGAUCAAUCCAAACAUUGCUACAAACCAAACGUCUCAUGCUUUGGCUGAUGAAAUCUACUAUUUACCAGUUACCCCUGAGUAUAUCACAUACAUCAUCGAAAGAGAAAGACCAGACGGUAUAUUGUUGACAUUUGGUGGGCAAACUGGUUUAAACGUUGGUGUCAAGUUGGACAAGAUGGGUGUUUUUGACAGGUAUGGAGUCAAGGUGCUAGGAACACCAAUAAAGACAUUGGAAACCUCAGAAGAUCGUGACUUGUUUUCUCAAGCAUUAAAAGAGAUUAAUAUCCCAAUUGCUGAAUCGAUCGCUGUGGAAACAGUCGAUGAUGCAUUGAAAGCUGCCGAGGAAGUUGGGUACCCUAUAAUUGUUAGAUCUGCGUACUCUCUUGGUGGAUUGGGAUCAGGAUUUGCAGCAAACGAAGAAGAAUUGAGAAACUUGUCAGCACAAUCACUCUCUUUAGCCCCACAAAUCUUGGUUGAGAAAUCAUUAAAAGGAUGGAAAGAGGUUGAAUAUGAAGUUGUUCGUGAUCGUGUUGGUAACUGUAUCACAGUUUGUAAUAUGGAAAACUUUGACCCAUUGGGUAUUCACACUGGUGACUCCAUUGUUGUUGCACCAUCCCAAACAUUAUCAGACGAGGAAUACCACAUGUUGAGAACUGCUGCAAUUAAGAUUAUUAGACACUUGGGUGUUGUUGGUGAAUGUAACGUUCAAUACGCAUUGCAGCCAGAUGGAUUGGAUUUCAGAGUUAUUGAAGUUAAUGCACGUUUAUCACGUUCAUCAGCAUUGGCAUCAAAAGCAACCGGUUACCCAUUGGCAUACACUGCAGCAAAAAUUGCUCUUGGCCACACUUUACCCGAAUUACCAAACCCUGUUACAAAAACCACCUCGGCUAAUUUCGAGCCUUCAUUAGACUACAUGGUAACAAAGAUUCCACGUUGGGAUUUGUCAAAGUUCCAACACGUCAAGCGUGACAUCGGAUCUGCAAUGAAAUCUGUAGGUGAAGUUAUGGCCAUUGGUAGAAACUUUGAAGAGUCAUUCCAAAAGGCUAUUAGACAAAUUGACCCAUCGUAUAUUGGUUUCCAAGGUGACCAUUUCGAGGAUUUGGAUGAUGUUUUGAGAAACCCAACCGAUAGAAGAUGGUUAGCGGUUGGCCAAGCCUUAUUGCACGAAAACUAUUCCGUCGACAAGGUCCACGACUUGACCAAAAUUGACAAAUGGUUCUUAUACAAGUUAAUGAAUAUCGUUAAUAUGUACCGUGAAUUAGAAGCUGCUGGAUCAUUAUCAAAUAUCAACAGCGACUUGAUGAGCCGUGCAAAAAAAUUGGGCUUCUCAGAUAAACAAAUUGGUCUCUGCGUUGAUGCUAAAGAGUUGGAAGUUAGAAAAGUUAGAAAAGAGUUUGGUAUUGUUCCAUUUGUCAAGAAAAUUGAUACGUUGGCUGCUGAGUUCCCUGCAAACACAAAUUACUUGUAUACGACAUAUAAUGCUACUAGCUCCGACAUUGACUUUAACGAACACGGUACAAUGGUCUUGGGUUCCGGUGUGUACAGAAUUGGUUCAUCGGUUGAAUUUGAUUGGUGUGCUGUUUCAACUGCACGUGCUUUGAGAGAUAGCGGGCACAAGACUAUUAUGAUUAACUAUAAUCCAGAAACAGUUUCAACUGAUUUCGAUGAAGUUGACAGAUUGUAUUUCGAAGAAUUAUCUUUGGAAAGAGUUUUGGACAUCUACGAGCUUGAGAAUGCUGAAGGUGUUGUUGUUUCCGUUGGUGGUCAAUUGCCACAAAACAUUGCAUUGUCAUUGCAAAACAAUGGUUGUAAAGUUUUGGGUACUAACCCGGAGGAUAUUGAUAAGGCAGAAGACCGUCACAAAUUUUCUCAAAUUUUGGACUCCAUUGGGGUUGACCAACCAGCAUGGAAGGAAUUAACCUCAGUGGAACAAGCCGAAAAGUUUGCUGAUGAAGUUGGCUACCCUGUUUUAGUGCGUCCUUCUUAUGUGUUGUCAGGUGCGGCAAUGUCAGUUAUCAACAACAAAAGUGAAUUGGAUGCUAAAUUACUGAAUGCUGCCAAAGUCUCUCGUGAGCAUCCCGUUGUGAUUUCAAAAUUCAUCUUGGGUGCACAAGAGAUUGAUAUCGAUGCUGUGGCCUCUGAUGGUCAAGUCUUGGUUCAUGCCGUUUCUGAACAUGUUGAAAAUGCUGGUGUCCAUUCUGGUGAUGCUACGUUGGUUUUACCACCACAGCAAUUGUCGCAAACUUUACUUGACCGUUUGAAAGAGAUUGCCGAUAAAGUUGCUCAUGCAUGGAAGAUUACUGGCCCAUUCAACAUGCAAAUCAUCAAGAAUGAUCAAAAUGGUACUCUUGACGAUAAAAAUUGCGAGUUGAAGGUUAUCGAGUGUAAUAUUCGUGCCUCUCGUUCAUUCCCAUUUGUUUCUAAAGUGCUUGGUAUAAAUUUCAUUGACGUUGCAGUCAAGGCAUUAAUUAAUGAAAAUGUUCCACAACCAGUUAACCUCAUGAAUCAGAAAUACGAUCGCGUUGCUACAAAAGUUCCUCAAUUUUCAUUCACAAGAUUGGCAGGCGCAGAUCCAUUUUUGGGUGUUGAAAUGGCUUCUACUGGUGAGAUUGCUUGCUUUGGAAAGGACCUUCUCGAGGCUUAUUGGACAACCAUGCAAUCUACAAUGAACUUUAACUUGCCCAUGCCAGGCCAAGGUAUCUUGUUUGGUGGUGACUUGACCAACGACAAAUUGGCUAAAGUUGCCGAGACUGUUUCUGGGUUGGGUUACAAAUUCUACACUGCUAGCCAACCAGUUGCAGACUAUUUACAAAGCCAUGUUUCUGAAUCUGUUGAAAUCAUUGAUUUCCCCAAGACUGAUAAGCGUGCGUUGAGAGAAAUUUUCCAGGCCAACAAGAUUGGAGCAGUUUUUAACUUGGCCAGAGCAAGAGCAGAAGACUUGUUAGACGAAGAUUACGUGAUGAGACGUAAUGCUAUUGACUUUGCAAUCCCAUUGUUCAAUGAGCCAAAUACUUCGCAAUUAUUUGCCUCGUGUUUAAAAGCAAAGAUUGGUGAUAAAGUUAAGUUUGACACUAUACCUGAAUCCGUAGUUGUGCCUAAGGAGGUUCAAAGAUGGAGUGAGUUUAUUGGUGGCAAGCCUGUGUAA